Messenger RNA from Solanum verrucosum, 1771 nucleotides. RefSeq names its product probable starch synthase 4, chloroplastic/amyloplastic. The coding region runs from base 34 to 1665 and encodes 543 amino acids. The transcript is spliced from 15 exons. NCBI's taxonomy places the organism in Eukaryota, Viridiplantae, Streptophyta, Magnoliopsida, Solanales, Solanaceae. The record is from RefSeq and is a predicted model, not a curated record.
CUUAGUGCUGAGUUACUACUAAGGAUAUACUCUAUGGUUCUUACCAGUUUGAUUGGCAGCAAGGAGGCAUCAAAAUUUAGAUGGCUGGUCAUGGAUUCAAUAGGUAGUAUAACUGAUAAUUUCUCUGAGAUAAUGCAUAAACAGGACACUGAGCUUCUGGUAGAGCUGCGCCACUUCCCCCGGAAAAGUAGAAAGUCAGGAUACCACACAAUCCACAUUUGUACUGAAAUGGCACCAGUGGUAUCAGUUGGAUCUUUGGCACCACAUGUAACCGUAUUAUCUCGUGCCUUGCAAAGAAAGGGAAAUCUGGUCGAGGUUAUCUUACCCAAAUAUGCUAGCCUAAAUUUAAAUGAAGUUCAUGAAUUACGAAAAGUUGAGGCGGAGUUCCAGUCAUACUUUAAUGGUCAACGGCAUGGAAACAGAAUCUGGACUGGGGUUGUCUGUGGCAUUGGAGUGACUUUCAUAGAACCUCUAUACUAUUCAGCAUUUUUCGGCUGUGAGAACAUAUAUGGCUACUUAAAUGAUUUUGAACGAUUCACCUACUUUUCUCGUGCUUCAUUGGAUUAUAUAGUUAAAGCAGGAAAGCACCCGGAUGUGCUUCAUAUACACAAUUGGGAAACAUCUAUUGUUGGUUUACUGUUUUGGGAAGUUUUUGUAAAUAAGGGACUUGGAGGUACCAGGAUAAUGUUGACAUGUCAAAGCUUUGAGUCUCAGUGUGUAGAGCAACCUGAAAAGUUAGCCCUAUGUGGGCUUGAUCCUUAUGGACUACAUUGUUUUGACCGUCUGCAAGAUAACAACAAAUCCCAUCUUGUCAAUGUUUUGAAGGUUGGAGUGGUUUACUCCAACAAUGUUAUCAUAAUGUCAUCCAUGCAAACAAAAGGGCAGACAAUUCAUGCUACGAGCCAUGGUCUUGAGCCCACCUUAACCAUACACAAGGACAAGUUAGUAGUUGCUCCUCCUGGAUUCGACAGUUCAGCUUGGGAUCCUUCAGUAAAUAAGUUUCUUCCACAAAACUAUAGUGCAGAUAAUAUGAAGGGGAAAUAUGUCUGCAAAGUUUCGUUGCAGCAGCAUCUGGGGUUGCAGGAGAAAGCAUCCAUUGUUCUUGUAGGAUGCAUCUUCUCAGACAUCUCUGAUAUUGAACUGGAGAACCUCAAGACGCUUAUUUGGAUGGCUUCAAGGAGAGGUGUUCAGUUUGUCUUCAUGGGCUCGGGUCAAACUCCUGGUUCAAAUUCGGCAUUAGAAUAUUUUGAGGAGGAACUCAAGGAUGAAAACAUGAGAUUUCUUAAUAAAUAUGAUGAAUCUUUAGCACAUUUAGUACUUGCGGGAUCUGACAUCAUGCUAUGCCCUUCUUUUGAUGAUACAGUACUCCAAAUACCACUCAAGGCCAUGAGAUAUGGAGCUAUGCCUAUUCUACUGGAUUUUACCGACAGUAAAUACGGGCACUUUGUGGAUCGUGAUCUUGAGGGCACCGAAUUCUCUCGUUAUAUCAAUGAUACCUUCUCCAAUAUGCCCCUGAACCAAGCAAUUGAUGAACUUAAGAAUAACCCAUCAAAAUGGGACAAGAAGAUCGAUCGUCUAUGCCAUGACAAAGGAUUUUUCGUGGGAUGCAGAGUGCUGCGACAUUCAUAUCUCUGCAUAUACAGCAAUAAAAAACUUGUAAAGUAGAUUUUCUUUACAUAUUCACCUAUUUAUCUCUCUGUCCAUGCCAUAUCAUAUGGGUGCCUAUUACAUGACGGUUUUUUGUUAACUUAAUAAAAAAUGUAUUAGAAUG